AGCAGAUUCCAGGAUGCCCGCCACCCUGCCUGUCUGCCCCUUGUCCCGGUCAAGCUCCACCCUUCACCCCGCCCCCUCCCCCUUCCACUUUUGGUUUCAUUUCCAGCUCCUUAGUCUCAGCCUCUGGAAAGUGGCGCUCGCCAGCUCUCUCUGAGGGAGGGCCCCUGGCUGCCCCUGGCCCCUGAGGACUGCCAGUGCUGCUGCCUGGGAACCUGUGACGUUUUUUGGUGCUUGGUGCCAGACCUUGCCUGAGCGGGUGAGAAGGCUGGGGCCAGCGGGCUCCUGCCACAGGGGAGGAUGCCGACGAUCGCCCACCCUCACUCACUCAGAGGGUGCGGGGAGACCCUGUCCCUCAGAGUCUCGCUCAUCUGCCACCUCCCGGAAGGGACGAAAGUCAGGGGAGUGGUGUCCUAGGGUUCGAGUAGCAGGCUCUCUACGCACGGGUCCACGUCGAGAAAGUUGGAGUGCUCUCUGGCAGGCGCAAGUGCUGCAGAGGGGCCGUCUGGGUGCGCUCCCUCCCACUCCCACCAGCCACCGCAGGCUUCAGCAGACACAGCGUCUCUCAUGGCUCUGCAGGCUGCCUGAGCAGAGGGUGCUGCGCACUCGGGUUCUGGGAGACCCGCCUCCUGGUCCCGGCUGGCUGUGCCCUCGCAGGGGAUAGCCUGAGGGUGGUCUUCUCGGCGGGAGGCCGGAAACAGCUCAGGGGCAGCCCCCAUGGGCUCCAGCUCUGAGGAGGAAGCUGUGGCCCCAGCCAUCCCCCCACUGGGGCCCGACGAGAGGUUCCACCUGUUUGUCAGCUACAGCAGCGUGGACGCCACGUGGACCCACGGGCUCAUCGGCCGCCUGGAAGCCGACCACGCGGGGCUGAGGGUCUGCCUGCAUGAGAGGGACUUCACCCCAGGCAGGAACGUCCUGGAGAACAUGGCCGAGUGCAUCCAUCAGAGCCAGAAGGUGCUGCUGGUGCUGAGCCAGGACUUUGUGCAGAGCCGGUGGUGCCUCCUCGAGGCCGACCUCUCCCUCUUCGGCUACUGCCUGGAAAGGAAGCCGGUCAUCCCCGUCCUGCUGAGGCCCUGCCAGGUCCCACUGCACCUCAGCCACCUGACCUACCUGGAGGCCACGGACAGCAGCUUCUACAGCAAGGUGGUGCGGCUCCUGUGCACGCCCAGACACCGCAUGGUGUACUCCCUGCCUGGCCGGCACCCCGUCCCUGCUCUCUACAGUGGGAAGACCCUCCUGACCAUGAACUGCGUCAACAGGAGCAGCCUGCCCUCUUGGAAGGUGGGGACCUUCAGCACCCUGGGUGUCCCAGACCCCUUGAAGGAGGUGUUGCAGGACCCUGAGGUGUACAAGCAGGCCGUGGGCAUCCUGAACGGGGCAAAGUCCCCCAGGUCCUGCCUCCGGUACCUAGGCUGCAGGGUCCCACUCGGCAUCUUUCUCCUUCUUCUCUCCAUGGUUUCUUUCUUUCUUGUUUUUGUUUCCUGUAUCCAACGUAUUAGCCCAGGUCGGCAGUUCCUGCCAGCCACCACCUGUCUGUUUUUAGGCCUCCUCCUCAUCAUCUUAGCAGUUAACACCCUGUGUUGGUUCAGACGGUUUUCUAGGAAGAAGAUGCAGGAGCUGGUCCUCAGGGUGGGGGAGGCCAACCAGCUGCUGGCGCCACACUCCGUGCUGAUGGGCUGUGAGGCCCUGAACCAGCUGUCCUUCGUGUUUGUACGGCUGGAGGACUGCCGGCAGGCCUUCCUCACGGCCCCCGAGGGCGAGGCCCUGUUCCAGGAGGCCCUGCUGCGGUUCUCCUGCGCCUACGCCUGCUGCCUGGUCCAGGCGCACUUCCCGCCCUGUGGGGAUGCCACAGCAGCUCGGAGCCACCUGCAGCCCGGCCUGUGUUUCUGCCAACCAGUGCACCCUGCCUGCCCUGCCGUGGCCCCAGGUCCUGAAAGGAAGACCCUGCCUGUCUCCAUCCCCCUCCUGGGGAGGGUGCGCCUGGGGCUCAACACCACCUCCCGGAGCCCAAGCUGAACGCAGCAGUGCCAGCAUCCUUGUCCUCACCUCGGACUCCGAUCAUUCCACAGGAACAGAUGGCACCCCUACAAGGUGACCGAGGAUCGAUUCUGGACAUUGGGGGGGCAGAGCAGGGAGCAGCUGCCGGCUGUGCUGUCUCUGAGCUGCAUGGCCUUCAUUGUGCUGCACCUGCAGGGAGCAGGACCCCUCGCCUCCCACCUCAUGCCUCUCCCCAGAGAACCCCAGCCCAAGCAGAGGCAGGACCUGGGAGGUGAGGGGUGACCCUGGAGCUCUGGCCUGGGCCUCAGUUUACCCAUCAGUGAAUGAGCAGUCGGCAGGAGAUGUCCGAGCAGACUUGAAGUCCAGCGCUGGGCAGAUGUCCCUGUCUCCCCUGGGACCCUUGGACCAUGGCCAGGCUCAGUGCUGGCGAGACUGGCUCAGCCGCUCUGUGGUUCUGCUGCCUCCGUCCACUAUUUGGCCUGCAGGGUCCUAAACUGACCCUCGCUGCCCUCCGGCCCCAGGCACAGGCCUCCAAUAGCUGCAGACACACAAACCAACAGAGGCAACUCCUACAGCUUCCCAGCCGCCCUCAUGGGUGACCUUCCCCUGGGGUUGGGCCUGUGUCUUCUGGUGUGACCUUCCUGACCUGUGACCCUCAAUGUGACCUGCCCAGUCCUACAGGGACCUGCAGUUCUGGAGAUUCUGAGCACCAUGGCACAGGUGUGAAGUCACACGGGAACUGGCCUCCUUCUGACCCCCAAGCCCCAGGCUCCCCACCCUUCUUCUUCCUACAGCUCCUUCCUGGGCGCCUGUGCCGCCAGGGACCCACUGUGCCAGGGACCGUCCACCUCCUGGAUCCUGUCCCUGUGUCCCUGGGCCUGGACCUUAGUGAGUGUUUGCCUGACUUUCAAGUGUUAACCUUGAAACGGCUUUGAGGACGAGGGCUCUGAGGGCUGUGACUUGGUGAAUAGUGCAGGGUGUGACGGGAAGUGAGGAAGGCAGCAGGAGGUGCAGGGUGAAUUGAAGCUGGCUCCUGAAGGACCAACAGGUUGCAGUGGGCUGACCAGUGAAAGGCCAGGCCCAAGGCCACGGCCCCCUGUGCCACUGUGCCUGUGGGCCUCCGACGAUCCAGGGUCUCGGAUGAGUACACGGAAUUUUCCUGUUCUCCUUGAAACCACCAUCCGCGCCGUCGGGUCCCCCGGACGCGCUGUGCGAGAGUCACGUUUUCCACUGUGAACGCUUUCUCUCGCACCACCAAAGCCUUGGCAGCUCUCACACCGUCUUCAGGAGACUCCAGGAGCCUUCACUGUCGGCAUGGGUGGUUAGCUAGCUGUCCGCAAGGAGGGCAGCACGGCGAGUUGCACAUUGCUGAGCCAAAGGGGCUGGGCAGCAGGAGCCGGUUCGCUUCUCCAGGAAGCCACAGCCUCACACCCCAGGGGACCGCGGCCUUGCCCAGUAGGGGUGAACACCUCUCCUUUCCACUCUGGUACCGGAUUGAUGGGGGAAUAGGGAACCAGUGGAGGUGAGCACAUGCGCAAUAGAAGUCAAAUGAUGCAGGGGAGGUGCUAGCCAAUAGAAGCCUGUCAGUCCGGCCUGAGCAAGCCAUCGAUUGGCUAGGGAGGUAGGGGGUGGACCCAUCAGAAGCCUGUGAAAGCUUGGGAAGUUGGGUAUUUUGAAAAAGUUCCCGGGCCUCUCUGGCUGGUGUGGCUCUGGGUUGAGCGCCGCCUGGGAACCAAAGGGUUGCCGGUUCAAUUCCUAGGCACAUGCCUGGGUUGUGUCCCCUGGGGCACAAGAGAGGCUACCACACAUGGAUGUUUCUCUCCCUCUCUUCUCCUCUGUCUAAAAAUAAAUAAAAUCUUAAAAAAGC
Molecule: messenger RNA, 3862 nt
Organism: Artibeus jamaicensis (Jamaican fruit-eating bat)
Lineage: Eukaryota; Metazoa; Chordata; Mammalia; Chiroptera; Phyllostomidae
Exons: 4
Coding region: 715-2013 (432 amino acids)
Biological process (GO): toll-like receptor signaling pathway; immune response; inflammatory response
Cellular component (GO): membrane
Molecular function (GO): transmembrane signaling receptor activity
Source: RefSeq, a predicted model, not a curated record